AUGAGAUCCCAAGUACUCGCGACCUUCACAGCCCAGGUGCUGUCCGUCUCAGCCGGCACCAUUCUUUGGGAUGGUCGCUUCAACGACCUCACGUCGUCGACUGAUUUAAACAAAUGGUCGUGGGGCAACCAAGUUGGCCCUUACCAAUACUACAUCCACGGACCCUCCGCCGUGACGGCCUACGUCAACCUGUCGCCCGACUUCAAGAACCCGGCCGAUACGGGCUCGAGGCAGGGCGCCAAGAUCACGCUCGACAACACUGCCUACUGGAACGGCCAGAACAUGCGGCGCACAGAGCUGAUCCCCCAGACCAGCGCCGCCAUUAACAAGGGCAAAGUGUACUACCACUUCUCGCUGAUGCGCAAGGACGUCAACCCACCCGCCACGACGCGGGAGCACCAGAUCGCCUUCUUCGAGAGCCACUUCACCGAACUCAAGUCCGGCUGGCUCUCGGGUUCGCCGGGCGUCUCGGACACGCUGUUGCGCUGGUGUGUCGGCGGCCAGACCAAGUGGAGCACCGAGUGGGUUGCCGGCGUGUGGCACAAUGUAGCCUACGAGAUCGAUUUUAGCGCUGGAACUGUCGGCUUCUGGCACUCGACCGGCAGCGACCCCUUGACUCGCGUGGUAGCCCCCGUCAGCGCCAGCACAAGCAGCAACGGCGCCGACUGGCACGUCGGUGUUCUCGAGCUGCCUCGCGACGGCUACCCGGACAGCACCGAGGACUACUACUGGUCCGGCGUCUAUAUCGAGAGCGGCGACCUGACAACUUCCGUUGCCGGACCUGGGUCAGCUCCUGGGGGUGGCAGCAGCAGCAGCAGCAGCACUAGCACGUCUCGGACUUCGUCUUUGACGACGCUCACUACAUCGACUACUCAGGCCCAGGUGACGACCACAAGUUCUGUUGCUCCCACCACAACCACACCCAGCGGUUGCGCGGCGUCUCAGUGGUCGCAGUGUGGUGGCAUCAGCUACUCCGGCUGCAAGACUUGUGCUGCCCCUUACACCUGCAAGUACCUGAAUGAUUGGUACUCUCAGUGCGUGUAA
Molecule: messenger RNA, 1044 nt
Organism: Canariomyces notabilis
Lineage: Eukaryota; Fungi; Ascomycota; Sordariomycetes; Sordariales; Chaetomiaceae
Product: carbohydrate-binding module family 1 protein
Exons: 2
Coding region: 1-1044 (347 amino acids)
Biological process (GO): carbohydrate metabolic process
Cellular component (GO): extracellular region
Molecular function (GO): cellulose binding
Source: RefSeq, a predicted model, not a curated record